UGACUGCUUCGACCUCCUUGUAAUCUUGUAUAUCACAAAUACCAACAGAGGGUGCCCUGGUUUUGAGACAAAGAUUAUCAACAGAAUUUGGAAUUUUAGAAUUUAGACAGCUCAUAAAAUUUAGGAUGGGCUGCUUGUAGCUAUGAAUCGAGGCCCAACGAUUCGCACCGCCUGUCAAUUGUCAUCCCAGAAAACAAAAUGGAAACUUGAAGCAUGCGCAUCAUCGUCUUCCAUACGCCAAGAACCCUAGAUUCAUAAAUCGAUUUUAUCAGAUGACAUUGAAAUCAAGGUCGGAACUCCUACAGGAACAAUCUAAGACCAUGGAUUUAAUGGAUGUGAAUCAGGUGUUGGAGGUUCCUGACACACCUGAUAGACAACAAAUAUCAGCAACACAUGAUAGUGACUUCAAUGAAAGGCGAAACAAUGCUUCCACAAAUAAUCAAAAACCAAGUAAAGAUUAUAUUAAUGGAAGAAUGAGAAAUCAGCAAAUUGAAAAUGGGAAAUCAGUCACAGUUAGUGGGAAUCGAAGAUUGUUUAUUCAUCCCUAUAGUUCAACCUCUUUUGAACAUCCUAAACCUUCUGUAGACACUACAAGACAUGACAAAGGUAAAGGUAAAUCUUUGUGUAAUUCUGAUGUUCAAAAGUUAACUCAUCAAGAAGGUGGUAGUUUUGUUGGUGUACCCAAGCAAAAUGGGAUUGGAAUUGGACAUUCUGGAAUUAGCAGAGUAAAUGCUUUUACUAAAGGUGUAUUACCCCUCAAUCGUAUUCCUGCACUAGAGUCUUUAGAUAGAUCAAGCAAAUCAUGUAAAGUAGAUAAUACUUUCAAAAAUGUUGCUCAUCAUAAAGCUGAAAGUAGUAUUCAACCUUGCUCAUCUAUCAAAGUCCCUCAUAAGAGAAUGUUGGUUAGAAAUGGAUGUAUAUCUCCUCAUAACAUUGCAAAAUCUAAACACAUUGAAAAGAAGGAUGAAACUGGUAUUGUGGUAAAAGAAGUACAAAAUGGUUCAAUUUCAAAUACAGUUGAUAUUAAGGAUAUGGUAACUGAAGAUAAAGAUUCACAUAGAUGUAAGGGAAAAGGAGUAUCAGUAUCACAUUCACAUCAUCCUUUAAAAGAGCCUGAUAGGAAAACUAUUCAUAAAGAACAAUCUACUGAAUCAGAAAGAUGGAGAACCACACACAACCAUAGGAAACAGAGAGACAUUGAACAACAGAAAAAAGGGUUGAUGCAAAGGGAUCAUAGGAAUGAAAAAGAUUUUGUUAAUCUUGAUGAAUCAAAGAUAGUGUCUUCUUCUUCUUCUUCUUCAGUGUCCAGUUCAAGAAAUCUUGGAAAACGUUCUGUGUCACUUGUGGAUGAUUUUAAUGGAGAAACUUCAACAUCAAGACCAAAAAGGAACAAGAAUCUUAAUGGUGUGGGCCCCUCGAAUCCAGUGGUGGAGCCCAUUACAUGUAAUAAUGAGGAUUCAAGUGUUAGAGCUUUACAGGUUGAGGCAGAUGAGAUGUUGGCUAGAGAAUUGCAACAACAGUUAUACAAUGAGGAGCUGACAUCUGUCCUUGAAGUUAACGAGAUGGAUUCAAAUCUUGCAUUUGCAAUGCCAGCUCAGCAGGACAACAGUACACGCCAAGCUGGAGGUCGCCGUGCAUAUCGCCGUCAAACCCCAUCAUCAUUAAAUGCACGACAACCAAAUACUUCACGCUCCUCUUCAAUUCAAAGACGCCUUCAACCUCAAGCUCGUGCCUCCUCAAGAAUGUCUCAAUUGAGAACUCGUUUCCAAACAAUUAACAGAAGAAACUCAAUAUUUCCUCCAAAUAUGGAUGUGGAUGUGAGAAUGCAAAUACUUGAAAUGUUAGAGGCGGAUGGUGAUAGGAGAAGGCGUAAUGAUGUGUCACGAAUUCGGCGGGAAUUCAAUGAGGAUGAUUAUGAAAUGUUAUUGGCUCUUGAUGAUGAUAAUCACAGACAUGGAGGUGCAACUCAUGCACAAAUUAAUAACUUACCAGAGUCAACUGUUCAGGCUGAAAAUCUUCAAGAAUGCUCAAUUUGUCUUGAGACUCCUGCAAUUGGUGAAACCAUUCGUCAUCUUCCUUGCCUUCAUAGAUUUCACAAAGAGUGUAUCGAUCAAUGGCUGAGAAGGAAAACGUCAUGCCCUAUCUGCAAAUCAUCGAUUGCAUAAAUUGCUGGGAUUUUUGAAUCAAAAGUCAAAGCCAAAUAUUCCAAUAGUCUCAUUUCAGAAUCCCAAGGUAAACUCAACUUGGUGUUUGUGAGUUAUGAGAGGAAAAUUAGUUUAUAUAGUUAGUGUUAGUUUAGUAAAAAAAAACCAUGGUAUGGGAAUGACAUCAU
Messenger RNA from Lactuca virosa, 2332 nucleotides. Lineage: Eukaryota; Viridiplantae; Streptophyta; Magnoliopsida; Asterales; Asteraceae. The record is from the annotation of a GenBank genome assembly.